ACCUACCAAUCCCUCUUAUUUUCUGUCUUCGUGAUAAGAAAAGCCUGGCUGCUUGCAAUUCGGACCGUGAAGGAGCUCAGUCACCAAAAUGGCAACCACUACGGCCACAGCGAUGCAAAGCUCUCGCCCACCAACCCUCCCCAAAGACUUCUCCGCUCAGCAACCGCAGACCAUCCGCCUCUACCCCCUUUCGAACUACACAUUCGGCACCAAGGAAACGCAACCAGAAGAAGACCCGUCGGUACUGGCCCGUCUAAAGCGUCUCGAGGAACACUACGACCAGUAUGGUAUGAGACGAACAUGCGAGGGUGUUCUUGUGUGUCAUGAGCAUAACCAUCCGCAUGUGUUGAUGUUGCAGAUUGCGAAUGCGUUUUUUAAGCUACCAGGAGACUACCUGCACUACGAAGACGACGAAGUCGACGGCUUCAAGAAACGGCUAAACGAGCGUCUUGCACCGGUCGGAUCGCAGUUUUCUGGCGAGGGCGUGAACGAAGAUUGGGAGAUUGGUGAUACGCUUGCACAGUGGUGGAGGCCGAACUUUGAGACUUUUAUGUAUCCGUUCUUGCCGGGACAUGUGACGAGGCCUAAGGAGUGCAAGAAGUUGUAUUUCAUUCAGUUGCCGAAGAAGAAGGUCCUCUCCGUCCCCAAGAACAUGAAACUCCUCGCCGUGCCCCUGUUCGAACUGUACGACAACACAGGACGAUACGGUCCCCAACUUUCCGCCAUCCCGCACUUACUCUCGCGGUACAACUUCGAGUUUGUUGAUGAGAAUGACAACGUCGUCGCGGCUACCCCGGGGACACCGUUGCCUGAGGGUCAAAUCCCGAAGGCCAAGGUGGUCGCGGGGGAGGGUCAGGAUGAGGGGAUGGCCGAUUAUACCGAGGAGAAUGGUGGGGCAGACAUUCAGAGUUGAGAUAGCACAUGAAGAGUCGGCUUAUUCGGAUAAUGCAUCGCUUGAUCGUGGCCGGUUGGCGUUCUAGGAGCGCUUCUUUCUCUUUUAUUUCGUUUUAUGACCAGGCUUUUAAUUCAUGAUUUUGACAUGUACUCUGUAUAUCAGCUGUCUAUAAAGACCACCCGAUGUAAAUGCUUUCUAUCUAGCUAUACUAUAACGAAGACGAAAACAAAUGCCGAGGCA
This is a messenger RNA of Aspergillus ruber CBS 135680, 1135 nucleotides long. Its product is annotated as cleavage and polyadenylation specificity factor subunit 5. Gene Ontology annotation, cellular component: mRNA cleavage factor complex. Lineage: Eukaryota; Fungi; Ascomycota; Eurotiomycetes; Eurotiales; Aspergillaceae. Gene Ontology annotation, molecular function: mRNA binding. The record is from RefSeq and is a predicted model, not a curated record. The transcript has 5 exons. Bases 89 to 913 code for a protein of 274 amino acids.